Molecule: messenger RNA, 4265 nt
Organism: Psylliodes chrysocephalus
Lineage: Eukaryota; Metazoa; Arthropoda; Insecta; Coleoptera; Chrysomelidae
Source: the annotation of a GenBank genome assembly
UGUCUGACUUUCAUUCUUGUACAGCUCUCAGAUGCGAGCGCGAGCACUGUGCUUCGAAAUUCGGUCGAAGAUGGCAUGAAAGUUUUUCGUAUGUUCACGGCCUGACAUGAUCCGUUGUUUUUUCGCGUUCUGACCUAAUAAAUGUGUUCCUUGACUGUCAAAAAAUGUGUUCCAUGAAAUAUUCACGCCAAAGGCAUAGGUUUAGUGUAGUGUUAGUUUGUUUAUUGGGAUUUACCGCUAGAUCUUCGUCUCAAGAAAUAAAAUGCGGUCACCCUCCAGUUCCUCUAAACUCAAGGGUAACUUUAAGUUCCCCAAAACUAGCACCAGGCACCGCAGCGACGUAUCAAUGCGACGAAGGAUACGAAACAUUCGGCGAGACGAAAACCACCUGUUCUACUUCCGGCCGAUGGACUGGAGAACCGCCUUUUUGCGGUGUAAACGUGGCCUACAGACGUCCAUCCAACCAAUCUACGACGGUAAAGGGUGGUUCGUCCCUAAACGCCAACGACGGCGACAAAAGUACUGAACACGACGGCAAGAGAUGUUCCGAAACGCAGAAGGAAACCAGUCCGUGGUGGCAGGUCGACCUCCUAAAACCGUAUUCAAUAAAAGUGAUCAGAAUCACCACUAGGGGAUGCUGCGGACAACAACCACUACAGGAUUUGGAGAUCAGGGUGGGGAACAGUAGUACGGAUUUGCAGAAGAAUCCUCUGUGCGCUUGGUUUCCAGGAACCAUUGAUGAAGGGGUCUCGAAAACGUUCACUUGCGCUAGAGUGCUAAUAGGGCAACAUGUGUUUCUUCAACUAGUUGGCGUAGAAGGGUCUUUAUCGUUGUGCGAGGUCGAAGUUUUCUCAUCUAAUGAAUUUUCACUAGACAGAUGCGUGCCCAACAACUCCCCAGACGAAACGGAACUAGCGACAUUCUCCCAUACCUGUUACAAAUUCGAAAUCACCAGAGGUGGCUCGUUUUCCGACGCCAGGAAUCGAUGCCAGAAGCAAUACGGUGACUUAAUACACUCCAUAACGCCAAUACAGAACACUUUUCUGCAUUCGGAACUGGAUAGGAGGAAAACCAGAUUGAAGACGCAAUUCGUGUGGAUUGGAGCUCAAAAAGAACCAAGUGUCGUGUCCAGGACUUGGAAAUGGGUCAAUGGUGACCUUGUUCAACGUCCAUCUUGGGGCAAAGAUCAGCCGAACAACUACAAUGGUGAACAAAACUGCGUGGUCCUUGAUGGUGGUAGACAAUGGUUAUGGAAUGAUGUCGGUUGUAAUUUAGAUUACUGUCACUGGAUCUGCCAGCACGGUCCUUUUUCUUGUGGCAGUCCGGAUAAGCUGAUCAAUACCACUAUAAUCGGACAAGAUACUGAUAUCGGAUCGACAAUCGAGUACCAGUGUCCUCAGGGACACAUGCUUAUUGGUAGUAACAAAAGAAAAUGUGGCAAAAAUGGUUUAUGGACCGGUGCAGCUCCUACUUGCAAAUACGUUGAUUGUGGCUCUCUUCCCGGCCUGAACCAUGGUACUGUAGAAAUCCAAAAUCAAAUAACCACUUACGGAGCUAAAGCUGUCUACACUUGCCACGAAAAUUACACUUUAAUUGGUCACGAAGUGAGAAUGUGCGGCAACGAAGGCCAAUGGACCAACUCUACACCGCAAUGUCUGUUCGACUGGUGCCCAGAACCUCCUACGAUCCACGGAGGAAGCGUAACCGUAUCUGGUCGACGCGCUGGCGAUACCGCGAUAUAUACCUGCCAUGCGGGUUAUAUAAUUUUUGGAGAAGAAGUUUUGUCGUGUAGACUAGGGGGCGAAUGGUCAGGGAAAGCGCCGACCUGCAAAUACAUAGACUGCGGUUCCCCUGCGAAUAUAGACAAUGGAAAAUACGUCUUGCUGAACGGCACCACAAGCGUUGAAAGUCUAGCCGAGUACUCUUGCAUCGAGGAUUAUUGGAUGAACGGACAGAAGCAACAAAAGUGCACCAGGGAAGGAAAAUGGUCGGCUGAUGCUCCGUCUUGUGAACUUAUAACCUGCGAGGAACCGGAAGUACCCGCCGGAAGUUACGUAGUCGGGUACGAUUUCAACGUUCAUUCCGUCAUCGAGUACCAUUGCGAAGUCGGUCACAUUCUAAUUGGAGAAUCGUCGCACACGUGUAACAGCAAUGGCGAAUGGUCCGGUACCACCCCUAACUGUGAAUUUAUCGAUUGCGGCAAAGUUCCUGAAUUUCAAAACGGCGAUUUGAUAUAUGUCAACGCGACUACGUACCUAAAUAGCCAGAUCACGUAUACUUGUUACAAAAACUUUAGGCUAAACGGAGUACCGAAGAGAAUAUGCCAAGAAAAUAGAGAGUGGAGUGACACUCCUCCAAAAUGCGAAGAAAUUAGAUGUCCAGAAGCAACUUUGGCCGAUCACAGUAUUCUUUCUGUAACCGGAAACGACAGGAUCUACGGUAGGACAUUGAUAAGAACACAAGAAUCCUCUAAUGGAGCAUCUUCGUACAAAAUUGGGGCGCUGUUGAAGUACAGGUGCGAAAGAGGUUAUAAAAUUGUCGGAGAACCUUUAAGAACUUGCGAAGAUAACGGAAGAUGGAGUGGGAACAUUCCCGAAUGUGUUUACGUUGAUUGUGGUACUCCAGAAAAUAUAUCCAACGGAAAUGUGAUGCUUCCAUCAAAUGCUACGUACUACGGAGGUCUGGCUUUGUAUACUUGUAACGCAAAUUUCGAACUUGACGGCGUAUCUCGGAGAUUGUGUCAAGAAAAUGGUACCUGGAGUUCAGAUGCACCUAAGUGUAAAGAAAUUCAAUGUAAAGACCCAGAAACACCGAACGGCCAGUUAUUUACCGUCAGCACUUACAGCGUUGGAGGUGUAGCUAAAUACCAAUGUCCAAGAGGCCACAACAUGGAAGGAAACGAUACCAGAAUUUGUAUGAAAAAAGGGAGCUGGAGUGGUUCACCACCUUUAUGCACCGCUGUCGACUGCAAACAACCGGAAGACAUAGAAAACGGUAGAGUGCUGGUAGUAAACGGUACGACUUACAACAGCGCCAUUGAAUAUCAUUGCGUUCCGAAUUUCGUCAGAGUCGGAGCUUACUUAAGAAAAUGCAUGGAAUCAGGAGAAUGGUCAGGGGGAAGCACCAACUUGCAAAGUUCCUUCAGAAGCCCCUCAAGAUUCUUCCAAUAUGACAACCCAUAUAGGCAUCGGUGCUGGUAUAGUACUAUUCCUGUUGUUGCUCUUGGGAAUAAUUUACUUAAAAUUGCGAAAACCGGUUGCCGUUAAAAACACGGAGAACGUAGAAGGAGCGGAGCGUAAAGAAGACAGAAACGCGGCGGUUAUGAGUUACGCUACGUUAAAUGACAGGAACGGUUAUGCGAAUGGUGGUACCCCCAAACGUUUACGAAAACGUCCACGGAGAGGAGAACAUGUACGAUGCACCAUACGAGGAAGGGGGUAGAAGAAGUAGCGGCGAAUACGAACCGGAACCGGUUGGAAGAACCAAUGGAAUAACUAUAAAUGGAGUGGCUGUGAGAUGAACAAUCAAAAACGUCGAUUUGAUAAAUUUAUUUCGUAUAGGGACUGAAUUUACUUUAAUUAGAAAGAUUCUCCGUUCUCAAAAUUGUCAUAAUUUGACAGAUGAGAAUUGUUGACAUUUGUGACAGUUGACAAUUAUUAUGACUGGAUGCUUAUUUGAAUUUCAAACAAGAAAUGCGAACCAGAAACCCUUUCAAUUGAAUUUUACGUUAAUUUUGAUCUUUAAUUUAAAAUUGUACUGAGUAGGCCAAAGCAUAAGAUUUUAUAAUUCGGGUUGGUUUCCGUUUUUAUACUAACUCUGUGAUACAUUUUGAGUUACAAAACAUCAACCCUAUAGAGUUUAUUAUAUAAAUGGGUGAAAUAAGCUAUUGAAAACCUGUUUAUUUGCAUUUAUUUGAAGCAGUUACCAAAUGUUUUCGAUUAGAGUUAGUGCAACUUUGUUAAGGAUAUUAAGGAUUUAAAAAAUAUCCUGCUUAUCUUUUUUUUAAACAUUAUAAUAUAUAUUUAAAUAUAACGAACUUUUUCAUUGAUUAAAACUGCCGAAAUAUUGUUAAAUUGUAAUUAAUAAAUUGCACAUCUAAAAUGAAAGUUUGAUAAAUAUGUUUAUAGAUACUUGUAUAAUUUUUGGUGUUUUGUAAAUAUUAACAUUUCAUUUAUGUAAAUAUCCAUUUUGUAUUAAAUGUAGAUAGAUAUAACUGUUGUAUAGAAUAUUUCUUUUAAUUUGUACCAUAUAAUAAAACAUUCUUU